AGCUCGGUGCAAACGUCAGAUCAAGUUGAAGGCGACAACAGUGGUCAUUUCAGGUCAUUAAUCUAAAACUACAAUGUCUUCGGUUGAUUAUUUGAGAGAGUUUGUUAGCGAGCGACUUACCGCUGCUGCUGAAGAAAUAUUCGUAGUUUUUGAAAGAAUAAUUAUCGAGUACGAAGGGGAGAUGGAUCCUCGGCGCAGACCGCUGGGUGUCGUUUUAAAACCUGAAAUAAAGUUAAACAGAGUGGAGCCUCCACAGCAACAUGUCAAUACAGAGGAGGUCCGUGCUGACCAGCAGCUCUGUAAUCAGGAGAGGAACUCCAGUCUGGACCAAAAGGACUCAGAACCUCCACAAAUAAAAGAGGAAAGGGAAGAACAUGAGGAACCCCCAAGCUGUCAGGAGGGAAAGCAGCUUGAACUAAAGCAGGAGAUUGAUGCCUUCAUUUUUAAUCCUCCUUAUGAUGACAGUGACCACAGCGAAUCAGAAGUGGAUGCCUGCCAGAAGGAAAUCUCUCAAAAGUCUCAUGUAUUUAAGAACCAAGACCAGAAAGGAGACAAGUAUGAGGAACUUGGAUCAGCAAGCAAUGAAGAGCAGCAACCAGAGACAAGUUUGAGUCACAUGUACAGUACAUACAACACUAAUUUUCCUGAAAUUCACCCUAAUGCACUCGCAGGAAAAAAGUCUUUCCAAUGUGGCACGUGUGGAAAAGAUUUUUCAUGUAAGUCCAAACUGCACCGACACCAGAGGACCCACACAGGUGAAAAGCCAUACAUUUGCAAUACAUGUGAUAAAGGAUUCUGUGACGUUUCAGUACUAAGAAGGCAUAUGAGUGUGCACACAGGGGAGAAGCCAUGCUUUUGUCCCACGUGUGGCAAAAGAUUUAGUGACCUCUCAGUACUUAGAAGGCAUAUGAGCAUCCACACGGGUGAGAAGCCAUUCACUUGCAAAAUAUGUGGAAAGGAUUUUAGACUUAGCAGUGUCCUGAAGGUCCACAUGAGAACCCACACAGGGGAGAAGCCACACAUUUGCAAGACCUGUGGGAAAAGAUUUUGUGAGCUUUCAGUUUUAGUCAAACAUAUGAGAGUCCACACAGGAGAGAAACCGUUUACUUGCAAGACAUGUGGGAAAGAGUUCAGACAGAGCAGUUACUUGAUAGUCCACAUGAGAACCCACACAGGAGAGAAGCCAUAUGCUUGCAAAACUUGUGAUAAAAGAUUCAGUGAUAUUUCAGUAUUGAUAAGGCAUAUGAAAACCCACACAGGAGAGAAACCCCAUCUUUGCAAGACUUGUGGUAAAGGAUUUAGUGACCUUUCAGUGUUAAAAACGCAUAUGAGUAUUCACACAGGCGAGAAGCCGUUUACCUGUAAAGUAUGUGGGAAAGACUUCAGACUUAGGUGUGUUUUGAAAGUCCACAUGAGAACCCACACAGGUGAGAAGCCACACCUUUGCAACACCUGUGGUAAAAGUUUUAGUGACCUUUCAGUAUUGAGAAGACAUAUGAGUAUACACACAGGGGAGAAGCCGUAUGUCUGCCAAACAUGUGGGAGAGCUUUCAGGCAUAACAGUUAUCUGACUGUUCACAUGAGAACCCACUCGGAGGAGAGGCCUUUUGUGUGCAAAAAAUGUGGAAAAGACUUUAGACACAUGAACUCCUUGGUGAAUCACAUGAAAACCCACAAUGAUUAGAAGCAACCCUCCUGCAACAGUUACAGAAAAGGCAACAUUCUGCAUUUCAGCUGGCAAGAACCAAGUUCACUCCUGCUGUAGCACUGUAUACACAAAGAAUCACAGAAGUGACGUGCUGCAUUAAUGCACCACUAGUAAGAAAAGUUUUACAGAAGGUUUUUACAUAUUUUGAUAAAGCAUGAAGGCCAAUAGAAACAGAGAGCUCAACUUCAUGAGUAGGAGUUCACAUACUCGAUGACAUACUUUUAAAGUAGCUAUAAAUUUGUAAUUACAUGUACAGUGUUCUCUGUAUUCACUGAAAUGUCAUUAUACUAGUGUAAAUGUUCACUUCAUCUAUUUUUAUGGCAAUCUCUGUUUAUGCGAAAUCAUUGUGAUGGAUUAUUGUCAGUGGACCUCAUUCACCAACAACUCUGAAGAAGACGUUUGUUCUUAAAAUCUACUUAAGCAGUAAUGAAGGAAAUUCUUUCUGAAGUUUUCUCAUCUGUGACUAGUUCUUAGUGAAAGAACAAAAUCAAAGAGCACCCCAGAACACUGGCUCACAUUUGAGUGCUAAUAUGACUGUAAAGAUAGACACAAUAACAUACAUUUAAAUAUUGUACCGUAUUUUGAUACAUUUAGCUCUUAUAUAUUAUGAAAUAUGCACAAAUAGGUGACUUGAAUAUAGUAAACUUUUAAUGUAAUUAUACAAUUUUUUUUUAUCUUAACUAAAAAAUAUGAAAUUAUGAAUAUAAACUUGUGACAUUGGUAUGAAAUGUUAUCUAAUACUUAUUUAAAAUAAAAAAAACGGACCUUGAUUUAUGCUUUUGAAGCAUAUAUUUAAUAUCCACUACCAGAACCAAAUAUAUUUAAGAGACUUAAACAAGUUUACAAUAAAUUAUUGUAUACAUUUUUAUGAAAGAGAAAUGUGCAGUCUUUGGUGAUUAGACUCUUAUCGUGAUGACUUCAUGUACUUGAAGGGGUAGUGAGGCAAACAGCAGGAUUAGGAUACCCCACGGUGGAGUCUAGACACUUGUGGUGGUGUGGAUGAGGGAUGCCGGAUCAAAUGAGGAGUAGACUUCUGAGCAGAAGACCUGUGAGGAAAUGGACUAGAUGCUGCUGAACUUAAUAGAGGUGGCUGGGGUGGAGGAGGGUUGCAGCAUCCACACUGAAAUGACAUACUUACUGUGGAAGAGAGAAUGACAGAUUUAAUAUGUGUCAUUAUGAUUGGUCAAACAAGGUCGUGACAGAAUCUGAUUAGCUGAGUACUUAAGAGAGUGAGCGGCUAUGAUCAGCUGAUCACCAGAACAGGAAGAGAGAAAGAAUGCAAGAGGGGAGAGAUCUGAACGAGUUGUGACUAAUGAAUGAGUAGAACACUCUUCCAGCUUGAACUUUGGCUGAGCUCCAUAAUUCAUCAUGUUUUGGUUUCCUUCGGAGCAGCCCUACAUCCACUUUAGAACGAGCUAGGCCUAAGUAAUUAUUUUACUUAUAGUCCAGUGCAUGAUUGUUUCAACAAUUCUGCCCUUUAAUUUGGACAUUACUGACAGGUUGGUACUUUUCAUUCCUAAAACCCUUUUGUGUUCACAGACCUGCAGUCUUAUGCCCUUACAUGGGCACAAAAAGAGCAUUUAUCUAUGCUAAUAAAGAAAAGCGUGCAUCCAGCUUACGAGAACAUGAGCUACAAAUGGAGCUGUUUAACAACACAUCAUGAAUCUGACGCAAGUUUCUCUUAUAAAUGUUCUUAAGAACAAAUCUAAGUAAAAUCUAAAGAAUAUACUGGUGAAUGAGGCCCACUGUGAGAACUAAGAAGUGUCUGGGAUUUCAUGGUUUAUCACGCCAAAUCAUCUCAAAAUUCUAUACUUUAUUUCUGUAAUAACACAAAUAUAAGCCUAGUUGUUUAAGUCUUCUAUGAGGAUUCUUUUUUGACUUUUUUUUUAUUGUUGGUUACACUGUUUCUUAACAUUUUGAGUUGCAACACCUGUACACCCAUGUAAAUGUACUGAAAUAAACGUGCAGUUUCUAUUAUGAUUGAAUGUCAAACUUAAAUGUAAAGUUUCUCUUGCUAUGGGUUUAUAGUGAGAUUUCUGUCACUUUAUUUGUAUGACAAUCAUUGUCUCAUAAAUGGAUAUAAAGAUGUAGGUGUUACACUGAGUUCCAGUCAAAGCCAUGUGUUUGUGGUCAUCAGUGGUUUCCAAAGUGUCAUAUUUUUUCAUCAGUCUGAGGAUCGUCUUUGUGUUAAUGUCACAGCAAAUCAAAAAAGCUGUUAGUUGAGUAGUCCUUGUGAAUGAAACCUCUGUAAAAUCUUUGAAAGAAGUCAAACUUGACAUGUGGCUAUGCUUUUAACAAUCUGAUGUAAGUGCAGAGGAAGUUCUUCUGAAUGUAAAUGUGCCUCCUUUAAUAAAUGGAGGAAAUAACUUGUCAACUUAAAGAAUGACACAUUUUUCUGAUCAUGGCUAAGUAAAUGCCUUAAAAACAAUUGUUUUUCAAGGUGGUUUCUAAUGCCUAUAAAUGAACUUGAAAUAAUAGCAGAGAUUUGGAAGCAAACAAAAGUAAAGAGCCAAAAUCACAAAAGACACUUCAAAAAGACAUAUUGCUGCAAAGAAUGUAACUAAUAUGUGUUGAAAGA
Cheilinus undulatus (humphead wrasse) is the source of this 4286-nucleotide messenger RNA. RefSeq names its product gastrula zinc finger protein XlCGF57.1-like. The record is from RefSeq and is a predicted model, not a curated record. The transcript is spliced from 2 exons. The coding region runs from base 74 to 1684 and encodes 536 amino acids. Gene Ontology annotation, biological process: positive regulation of reciprocal meiotic recombination. NCBI's taxonomy places the organism in Eukaryota, Metazoa, Chordata, Actinopteri, Labriformes, Labridae. Gene Ontology annotation, cellular component: nucleus. Gene Ontology annotation, molecular function: histone H3K4 methyltransferase activity; recombination hotspot binding; histone H3K36 methyltransferase activity.